AUGAAAGUCCUACUGAAAAAAGAUGCCCUCAAGAAGUUAGAACGACGGCUUGAAGCCGCGAUCAGGAUGUUAACACUAGCCCAGCAAUCCUAUCUAGUAGCUCUCACGCGAGUGCAACCCGAUAUCAUCGUUCAUAAAUUUGCGGUUUUAACGGCUCAACGAAGUCAACCCAAAUCCCAACUGGUGAGAUAUGUCUCAACGGAGAAGAACGAACGGGACAGUUCAGAUUCCGCCGAGACACACACAAACCAGGCAGGCGUGAUUAGACACGACCGGUGGUCCUAUCGGGGAUUCAGAAAGCCUAGCAUUUUUGGUACAUUCCAGGUCGGCUCUUCUUCCACUUGGGGUCAAACAGUUCUGCUCCAAGCGCCGGCAUGGCUUUCGCAGCGAUCCUGGGAGUUACACGCCACUAGGGCCAAAGGCGCGUGGCAGUUAAAUUUGCGCACCUAUUCUAUUGUACCUAAAGAUAGCGAAGUCAUGCGCCUAGCUGGAAAUGGGUCUGUCGAAGAAAUGCAAAUGCUUUUUGAUGCAGGGCAAGCGUCUCCUUUCGACCAGGACGAAAGGGGACUUACACUGCUCCAUCAAGCGACCCUCAGUGAAAGUUUUGUAAUGGCUAAAUACCUAAUAAGCACCGGCCUAAGACCAGUGCAAUACCUUGACCCUGAAAAAAUAUCACCAGUAGAAUUUAUAGAGUUUAUUGCCUCCCCAUCCGCAAGACUUUCUUGGAUUGAACAGACGUUAGACGAUCCGUUUUUCGCUAAGAACCUUUUGGUUUUUCGAGUCUCAAGUUAUUUCGAUGCCGAAGAUGACGGUGCACAAAUGCCACAGCCGAGAUGUUUCUGCAAAUGGUUCAUCCAUGACUUUAAAAAUUACAAGGCGGUUCUUCCGUACCAAUGCCCGCAGCACCAGGUAACGUCUCUUGAAUCGCGGUUGAAAGCAGCCUCGAGUGCUACGAACAACGGGUUGCAGUGCAGUCUACAAGUGGUCAAAUAUCUUAUGGAGCCAGAAUGGACAACUAAGCCCCGCAGCGUAUGUUGUUACAAUACAAGUUACCCGCUAAUUUGGUCGGCGUUUCGCGGACUAUGCUCCUCUACGGGCUUGCGUUCCAAGUUUAAGAUAUAUCAGAGCAAACCCCCAGUUGCCAAUUCAAGCGAAACUUCGAGUGAUCGGGUCACGUUCCUAGCCAGUGUGAUUAGGCACACUGAUAUGGAAAUAUACGAGUAUAAGAAUAUAUACAAAGGAUCCACCCUAAUGUGCGCACUAUAUACCAUAGCAAUUGCUGUAGCUCGGCGCAUCAAACUGCCACACAUCCACCACCAAAGACCCGCUCUAAUACUAAAGUUAUGGCUCAGAGCAUUGCAGCUAGGCGGCAUACAUCUAAACAGGUAUGGGCAACGUGAGAGUGAUAUUAUAGCCGACACCUGUGCUCUCCGUCGGGUUGAAGUUGAUGAGUGGAGCGAUACAUAUAUGUGGUCUGUCUAUGUCUCUAUAUAUCUAAUCAGCUUCAAAUUCGGGCCUGAACCCGAGGACUGGAAAUUCUACUUCGACGAAUCGACCGACGAAUUCACCGGUGACUUCUGGAGGCUGAUCGAGGAUCCGCCACUGUGUAUCCCAGGGUCAUGGGUCAAUUAG
Messenger RNA from Hypoxylon trugodes, 1632 nucleotides. RefSeq lists its product as uncharacterized. The transcript has 4 exons. The record is from RefSeq and is a predicted model, not a curated record. Bases 1 to 1632 code for a protein of 543 amino acids. Lineage: Eukaryota; Fungi; Ascomycota; Sordariomycetes; Xylariales; Hypoxylaceae.